This is a messenger RNA of Populus trichocarpa (black cottonwood), 1522 nucleotides long. RefSeq lists its product as uncharacterized. NCBI's taxonomy places the organism in Eukaryota, Viridiplantae, Streptophyta, Magnoliopsida, Malpighiales, Salicaceae. Gene Ontology annotation, molecular function: protein heterodimerization activity. Bases 268 to 1185 code for a protein of 305 amino acids. Gene Ontology annotation, biological process: regulation of DNA-templated transcription. Gene Ontology annotation, cellular component: nucleus. The transcript has 6 exons. The record is from RefSeq and is a predicted model, not a curated record.
AAGAUUUGUGCUCAAGAGCAUUAUUUUGAAACAUCAAUGGGUAGUUCAAUUCCAAAAGAGCAAAAAACUGUUCUCAACUGCAUACUUGGAAUAGGAAUUGGAAGUUUCGUCCAAAGAGUAACCCCUUCCUCUCUGUCCCCCUUUAUCUUGCCCUGUUUCUGAUGCCAUCAUUUUUCCCUUUGUAAAAAGCCUAUCCAAAGGCUCCUGAUCUGACAGUGGUACAAGAGGUAUUACCACACAGAAAGCAGGGUUCGAAUCAAGAAGAUUAUGCAAACUGAUGAGGAUGUUGGGAAGAUUGCCAUGGCUGUACCUCUUCUUGUUUCUAAAGCCUUGGAACUAUUUUUGCAAGACCUAUGUGACCGAACAUAUGAAAUAACUCUGAAAAGGGGAGCCAAGACCUUGAAUUCAUUGCAUUUGAAACAGUGUGUACAGACUUUUAAUGUUUUUGAUUUUCUGAGGGAAAUUGUGAGCAAGGUUCCAGAUCUUGGUGGCCCAGAUGUCACUGGUGAUGAACGUGCUGUUGCCAAAAGAAGGAAAGUUGCUGAUGAUGAAGACAAUGACAGUGAUGAGGAGUGCAGUAGAAACAGAACAAAUGAGACUAUCCAGACAAGCAGCAGUGGCAGAGGAAGAGGAAGAGGAAGAGGUAGGGGCAGAGGUAGAGGGCGUGGCCGGGGGACAAGAUCCAUGGAGAGGGAGACAGCUGCACAGCAUGGGAAGUUUGAAGAUGACCCUGACAUUGAUCAUCACAAUGACAAGCACUGUCCAAAACUUGACAAGGAUUAUGAGCCUAAAGAUUCGAAGGAUAAUAUUCCAGCUGGCAGGAAUUUACAAGCUCCAGUACGUGACUUUGACCUGAAUGCGGGCUUGGAUGAGAAUGGAGAAACACAACCAGUGUUAGCUUCUGUCCCUUCUAGUUUCUCAACAAAAUCUGAUACUGUUGUCCCUGCAAGUUCCUUAACAAAACAUGACACUGUUGUCCCUACAAGUUCCUUAACAAAACCUGACACUGUUGUCCCUGCAAGUUCCUCAACAAAACCAACUCCUGAAUUGAAGCAUGAGGAAGUGCCUGGAUGGUCCCUUGAAGACAUUGAAAAGAUGGAUAUCAAUCCCGUUCAACUUGCAAACUUAAAUACAAGAAUAGAUGAGGAGGAGGAAGAUUACGAUGAAGAAGACUGCAGUUACUAGCUAGUGUUUUCUGCUGCUGUUUAUGGCUUCUCACAUCCUAUAGGUUUUAGGUCCUUGCAGGAAAAUAUAAAUCUGAAGGUAGCGAUUAUUGAAGCUGAUGGUAGCGACUAGGGAGCUUAGGAUUAAGUGGUAGUCAUCAUUACAGACUAGGCAGAAAAUGGUAGGAUCCUGUCUUCUUCAGAAUAUAUUUUCUCCAGCAUUUGCUGAAUGUAGAUUACACAUUAACUCCCCUAGGCAUUUAGAGAUCAGUCUGUUUAACCAUUCUUGUAUUUUAAGAUGCAAAACGCUAGUUAUUACUUCUUGAAGGCAGAGAAAGGCUCAUAGAACAGCUGGGGAA